Linum trigynum is the source of this 246-nucleotide messenger RNA. The record is from the annotation of a GenBank genome assembly. NCBI's taxonomy places the organism in Eukaryota, Viridiplantae, Streptophyta, Magnoliopsida, Malpighiales, Linaceae.
AUGUUCUGCAGACAAUGGAGGUCCGCGCUUGUUGUCAAGGCUCUCGGACGGUCUGUUUCCGAUACGCUCAUGGUUAGAAGGCUCCAGAGCAUCUGGGCAAAGGCAGGGACUAUUCAAGUUACGUCGGCCAAAAAUGGCUACUUCCUUGUUCGCUUCACUAGUGGAAUGGACUAUGAGCGCGCGAUUACGGGUGGACCUUGGCUAGUGGAUGAUAAAUAUCUCACGGUGCACCAGUGUGUUACGUGA